AUGCAGGUGACGGGCCACCCAAUACCCGGACCUCUAGCUACCCCUCCACCCGGUCCUCCCAUUGGUCGCCGGCGGCCGGCGCUUCGUGGUCCCACUUUCAGGGACCCGAGCCAGGACCAGGUGCCAGGCCCGAACGGCCCGCUCCUUGCAAGGAUCCCCGUCUUUCCAUUCCUUUGUGGCAUUUCUCCCGUUGCUUUCAGUUUCCUGGUGCGCGGCAAAACGCCGUUUCUGCGGCCGGAACCAACCAGCCAGACCCUGAAUGCUAAGUGA
This is a messenger RNA of Colletotrichum abscissum, 270 nucleotides long. RefSeq lists its product as uncharacterized. The record is from RefSeq and is a predicted model, not a curated record. The transcript has a single exon. Bases 1 to 270 code for a protein of 89 amino acids. NCBI's taxonomy places the organism in Eukaryota, Fungi, Ascomycota, Sordariomycetes, Glomerellales, Glomerellaceae.